AUGGCCACCGAGUUGAACGUCCAGUCCGAGCGCGCUUUCCAGAAGCAGCCUCACAUCUUCCUCAACUCCAAGAGCAAGGCCAAGUCCAAGAAGGCUGGUCAGACCCGCCGCUGGUACAAGGAGGUCGGUCUUGGUUUCCGUACCCCCCCAGACCGCCAUCGAGGGCAACUACAUCGGUAUGCACGACUUGCGAAUUCUACUCCCGGACGAUAUUUACGGAGAUUUUUGGUCUUUUAUUCGAGGAAGGGGAUGGGGAAUACAGAUCGGUUGAAAGGUGGAACCGGAAUUAAGAAAUUUCGGGAAACAGUCGACAAGAAGUGCCCCUUCACCGGUCUCGUCUCCAUCCGUGGUCGUAUCCUGACCGGCCGUGUCGUCUCCACCAAGAUGCACCGCACCAUUGUCAUCCGCCGCGAGUACCUCAAGUUCACCCCCAAGUACAACCGUUACGAGAAGCGCCACAAGAACCUGGCUGCUCACGUCUCCCCCGCUUUCCGUGUUGAGGAGGGUGACUGGGUCACUGUUGGCCAGUGCCGUCCCCUCUCCAAGACUGUCCGCUUCAACGUUCUGCGUGUUCUGCCCCGCACCGGAAAGGCUGUCAAGUCUUUCAGCAAGUUCUAA
Penicillium malachiteum is the source of this 618-nucleotide messenger RNA. Its product is annotated as 40S ribosomal uS17 domain-containing protein. Gene Ontology annotation, biological process: translation. Gene Ontology annotation, molecular function: structural constituent of ribosome. The coding region runs from base 1 to 618 and encodes 205 amino acids. Gene Ontology annotation, cellular component: ribosome; cytosolic small ribosomal subunit. The record is from RefSeq and is a predicted model, not a curated record. The transcript has 3 exons. Lineage: Eukaryota; Fungi; Ascomycota; Eurotiomycetes; Eurotiales; Aspergillaceae.